ACAUAAACGCUUUUUAUGACUUAUUCGAACACUGGUAAAAAAACUUUUCUAACGAGACGCGUGACUGUGAUCAACUGGGGAUAGCAUUUUCAAUAUUUAAUGCUGUUUCGAAGAAGUAACCAGGGUAUUGUACUUUCACCGCGAGCAUGCGUGAUAAUCAUCUCUCGUUGGAGAAUGAGAAAUAAAGCAGAAUUUCUCACAUUAGUCUUCGCUAUGGACGUUUCUAAACGUACACGUUAUAGAGAUUUUGUAUGGGCAAUUCAAUUAAAUCGGUUCGGUCUACAACUGGUCGGUUUAUGGCCUAAAAUGGAUGAAAUCGUUAAGAAUGACUACAUGUCCGAUCUUCGCGUGGUCAUUAUUUUCGUUCUAGGAUUCUUCGGUUGUGGAAUCCCACUCAUAUGUUCUCUUGUGCGCGUACGGCACGACAUGAUACUUGUGAUAGAUAACUUACAAAUUACGUUAUCUCUAAUGGUGGUUUUGUGGGAACUUGUUAUGAUGCGGUGGAAGCGGUCAGCUCUCCUACCCAUCGUAAAGAUGAUGGCGGAAGAUUGGAUGGCAUUGAAACUCCACACAGAGAGGGAUGUGAUGAGGAAGCGAGCGCGAACUGCUCGAAUGAUCAUGAUUUGUGGAUAUGUUUUAAUGAUUCUAGCAUUUCUCACGAUAAUUAUUUUUCCUUCUUUUGGCAUACCAAUUAGACGUAUAACAAAUCUCACAGAUCGGAACAAACCAUUACCGCUACAGACGUAUUAUUUCUACGAUACAGAUAAGAGCCCGCAAUUUGAAUUCACGCUUGUAAUUCAGGCCAUGACACUUUUCUUCACAUCUAUAACUUAUACAUCAGUGGAUGCUUUCCUUGGACUUGUGGUCCUUCACAUUUGCGGCCAAUUAGAAAACUUCAGAUGUCGAUUAAUCAAUUUGGUUUCGUGCAAAGAUUUUAAUAGUGCUUUACGGAAUUAUGUGAUCGCGCAUCUGCGACUCAUCAGGUUUGCCGAUAAGAUCGAAGAAACUUUUGCAUUUUUGAUGUUAGGAUUAGUAUUUUAUUUUGGCACUGUGUUUUGUCUAUACGGAUUUCUAUUACUUGCCGUAAUUUCCGACAGUAAGACGAAUGACAUUCCUUUUUCACGAGUGCUUUACGUUAUGGUUGGGGUUACUACUCUUUUAGUACACACUUUUCUCUACUGCGGAGCCGGAGAGCUAGUAACGGAGCAGUGUGAAGCAAUAUGCCGUGCCAUACAUGACCUCAAGUGGUAUAAACUGGAAUCAAGAAAAGCGAAAAGUCUUAUUUUAUUGAUGACACGAGCCAGUGAACCUUUUCGUAUCACAGCAGGAAAAAUUGUUCCUCUAACGAUGACCACAUUUUGUAGCUUAUUAAAAUCGUCGGCUGGCUAUAUAUCGUUUCUACUGGCAAAGCGAGGUUAAAGUAUAAAAAAUUACUAGUUUAAUAUAUAAUUUGUUUCAUGUUGUGAUAAAGUAUUGAAUAGAAAAUAUUUCUAUUUAUAAAUGUCAUGAUUUCUUAUUACAACUAAGAGUUA
Vollenhovia emeryi is the source of this 1532-nucleotide messenger RNA. Its product is annotated as odorant receptor 43a-like. The record is from RefSeq and is a predicted model, not a curated record. Gene Ontology annotation, cellular component: plasma membrane. The coding region runs from base 100 to 1419 and encodes 439 amino acids. Gene Ontology annotation, molecular function: olfactory receptor activity; odorant binding. NCBI's taxonomy places the organism in Eukaryota, Metazoa, Arthropoda, Insecta, Hymenoptera, Formicidae. Gene Ontology annotation, biological process: sensory perception of smell; detection of chemical stimulus involved in sensory perception of smell. The transcript has 7 exons.